AUGACGGCGUCGACUGACGACUCUGCGUUCCAUCUGCCUAAGUUGCGCGUCUCAUUUGGCUUCGAGGCUCGUCUCACAGAUGAUACCAGAUUCCUAAAUAACGACGACGACGUUGCCGGUAUUGUCACCUUGCUUGCACAUUGGGUUAAAUUAUUGGCUAACUCAAGCCUCGCAGAGUUUUUUGACGUCAAAUUCUGUCCAUACCAGCCACUUAACUGCGAUCCUGUAUUUGCAGCCGUUCUGAUUUGCAAGCUUUCUUCUGACAGUGGAGAUGCAAAUCCAUGCUCGGUCCUAUCCAUCAUAAGAGAUGAUGACGAGGAUGCGUCAGGCUGCUGCUGUACGUGGACGAAGGACCCCAUCACUGGAGCCCCGUUCAUUUGCAUAGGUGGCGGAGAUGCCAAGGUGAAAAUCUACGAUGUUCGAAAUGGCACACUAGUAGACUCUUUCUCUGGCCACGGAGGUGACGUCAAUGAUCUUGCGACUUCGCCGGUAGACUCCUCAAUCAUCGCCUCGGCGUCCAACGACACGAGCAUUCGAAUCUGGAGCGUCGAGGAAAGGUUUAGAUCAAAUCCAUGUUUGUGCAUUCUCGCUGGAGAAGGACAUUAUGGGAAUUUGCUCAGCUUGUCAUUCCAUCACACUGGACGCUAUCUUCUCUCGGGUGGUCACGACCAAAUUAUCAACCUCUGGACCGUACCGGAUCUCCCAACAAAGCCCGUCAUCACGCCGUUCCAAGUACACUACCCUCACUUUUCCACAUCCGCCGUCCACAGCGGCAUCGUAGACUGCGUCGCCUUUUUCGGCGACGAAAUUCUGUCCCGAGCAUGCCACGACAACGUCAUUGUGCUCUGGCGCAUCGUGGGAUUCGCGCCCGACGACCCGCUGCCGCCACAGACCGACGCACCUACCGUCCAGGCGGCCGUACUGGCCGGCCCAGACGACCAAUCACGCCUGACACGGUCCUUCUUCCAGCCGACGCUGACGCCCGAGUCCCCAGUGCAGUACGUGCGGCUGCUGGAGCUGCACACGCCCAACUGCGGCCCCCAGUUCUUCAUGCGCUUCGGCCUGCACCACGUGCCUGGCCAGAAUCCGGUGCUGGCCUUUUGCAACGCCGGGGGCAACAUCCUCUUCUGGGACCUGCACCGCCUCGUCGCCUACCGCGAGGUCAUGAGCGCGCUGCGGGACCGCGAGCGCACCGCGCAGCCGCCGGUGCUGCCCAGCUGGCUGAAGCCCAUCAUCCCCCGGCAGCGCGCCGACAUGUACGGCCGCAUCAAAGGCGUCAAGGAGAAGCGCGCGGGUGCCGCCGGGGCCGCGUCGGUCAGCACGACGUCGUCGUCGCGGGGCGGCCACGGUGAGCCGGGACCGGCCAGCGGUGCGGCGAAAGCGACGCCGGGACUGAGCGCGGAGACGCUCGAAUCCUGGGCGGCCAAGUACAGCACGGAGGAUCCACACGAGCCCAUCAGCGCCCACCGCACCGAGUCGUCGGCGUCGACGUUUGUCGGGCGGCAAGCGGCGUGGAGUCCCGGUGGCGAGUGGUGCGUCGUGGUGGGCAGCUCCAACACGGCAUUAGUUCUGCAGCGGUGGGCGAAGUAA
Messenger RNA from Cordyceps fumosorosea ARSEF 2679, 1590 nucleotides. Its product is annotated as WD40/YVTN repeat-like-containing domain protein. Lineage: Eukaryota; Fungi; Ascomycota; Sordariomycetes; Hypocreales; Cordycipitaceae. The coding region runs from base 1 to 1590 and encodes 529 amino acids. Gene Ontology annotation, cellular component: ESC/E(Z) complex. The record is from RefSeq and is a predicted model, not a curated record. The transcript is spliced from 9 exons. Gene Ontology annotation, molecular function: nucleosome binding; protein binding. Gene Ontology annotation, biological process: negative regulation of transcription by RNA polymerase II.